CAACUUUACUUCCUCUGGCAAUGUGAGCAAAAUAUUAAAGAGGAGUGCUAUUCGUCAUUGUGCCUUUUAAAGCAAUCUGACUAAUACAUGUAUUUGUUUGAUCGAUUUUAAGCGUCGGAAGGAACCUGUCGCCUCCCUGUUGCUUUGCUAUAAAGCCGCGAGCGCGAGUCAGUCCUGUCACGGAAGACGCAGUGAAGAACUGUAUUAUAUGUGGAGGAAACUGUCCACGCACAGCUGACAGAACACCGUACAACAUACUCGAACGUUUAGCUUGCGUUUUAUACUUUAAAGUGCUUUGGGAAAAGAAAAGGAAAGUUACUGGGUGCAACAUGAAAUUUCUUUUACCUUCUCUAGUGGUUUUUUUUGUUUUGUGCCAAGUUUUUGGAGAAGAAUUGGGUCCAAAAGAAGACCUUGAUUAUUGGACAGGCAGCAAUCAGAUACAGGAUGAGUGGCUUCAGGCGGAUCCCUUCAGAGAGAUACUAAGACGCAUGACGAGGAAACCCCGACCUCAUCAGUUCAUUGGUCUCAUGGGCAAACGGUCCUCUGCAAAUGCACAGAUUGCACGAAAAAGGCAUAAAAUCAAUUCUUUUGUGGGACUGAUGGGUAAAAGAAGCCAAGAGGAGCCAGAAUCGUAUGAAUGGGGAACAGUACAGAUCUACGACAAAAGGCGUUAAAAGAUCAAAUGGAUCAUCGUCACAUCCGCUUCCUAAAGGAUAAUUUCAUUCUGUGAUAUUCAUUUAUUUUUAUUUUUUAUUCAGGUCAGAAAUAAAAAAAAAAUCUUAUUUUACAUUGUGGUAAUAUGGCCGAGUCACACCUGUGUCGGUUUAUUUACGUCAUUUAGAAAGGAUCAGACGUUUUAAUACGCCGAUCAAACGUGUUUCUGUCACAACAUCUCUCCUGGUGUUGUGGAGCAUUAAAGCAAAUUGGUGUCCUUUCUAAAGUACUCAGAGAUUUGUGCUGACAGUGUCAAUACAUAGUGCCUCAUAGUGUUUUCACCAUGACUGAAGAUGUUGUAUAAUAGCGCCAGUCCAGGUGUGAUGCCCUGUCACUGCUACGAGCAAAGGUUUUGCUAUCUUGAUAUCUCUGUGUGAUUGUAGCUUGAUAUUAAAAAUAUUUUCUUUAUUGGUGGAACUUUUAAUUCCUUGUUGUAUCGUUGAAUGA
Sinocyclocheilus anshuiensis is the source of this 1161-nucleotide messenger RNA. Its product is annotated as protachykinin. Bases 330 to 674 code for a protein of 114 amino acids. Gene Ontology annotation, biological process: tachykinin receptor signaling pathway. The transcript is spliced from 5 exons. The record is from RefSeq and is a predicted model, not a curated record. Lineage: Eukaryota; Metazoa; Chordata; Actinopteri; Cypriniformes; Cyprinidae.